Messenger RNA from Phyllopteryx taeniolatus (common seadragon), 4779 nucleotides. RefSeq names its product microtubule-associated protein 1Sa (gene map1sa). Gene Ontology annotation, molecular function: actin binding; microtubule binding. Gene Ontology annotation, cellular component: microtubule associated complex; microtubule; cytosol. Gene Ontology annotation, biological process: axonogenesis; regulation of microtubule depolymerization; dendrite development. The transcript is spliced from 7 exons. Bases 249 to 3620 code for a protein of 1123 amino acids. The record is from RefSeq and is a predicted model, not a curated record. NCBI's taxonomy places the organism in Eukaryota, Metazoa, Chordata, Actinopteri, Syngnathiformes, Syngnathidae.
GCGGCGGCAGCGGCGGCGGAACGGGGCUACGACGGUGGCGGUCCAUGUUUGGAUUACUCCAUGUUAGUGGUGGUCGGGGUGGUCGGGUCGCUGCGGGCCGGCGGCCACCUGGAGCGGCUGUUGCUGCACAUCGAGUCGGGUGAGUUUGGGCAAAGUUUGGCCGCCAGUGGAGCCACACUACAACGGGAAGUCGGCGCACCUUUUCACAAUAAAAUCGUUGGCCAGGUGUGCGCUGCUGGCGUGUCCCGAUGAAGUUGGACAUUCUGGACCAGCAGCUGAAGCUCUUCGUGUCCCGACACUCGGCCUUCCUGUCAGAGGCGGUCCCCGGUCAGCGGACGUUGCAGCACCGUGGAGACAUUCUGGACGUGCAAGUAGUGCUGAAUCCGGCUCAUGACCUGGUCUGCUCAGAGGUGCGGCGGCUGCUGUGUGAGCCGUCUCGACACAAACUGUUGGUCCUGGCUGGUCAGUUUGUGGAGGAAAGUGGAGACUUGGUGCUGCAGAAAGGCCUGUUCUCCCUUAGCGACUUGAUCCAGAUCUGCGCUGACGAAGAGGUUGGUCUCUUGUGGAGCUCGACGCACCCGACGGCAAAGGCGAGUCUUACCCUCAGCUGUCCUGACUUGGGCCUUUGGAGGGACCCCUUGUUGAAGGACCACAACCAGCAAGACUUCCUAAACAUCCAGGUCAACCCUCCCCUGCUCCUCCCACAGAUGGAGGGUCUGCAAGAGUUCACAGAGUACCUCUCAGAGUCUCUGGAGCCCGAGUCACCCUUUGAGCUUCUCGAGCCCCCGAGUACCGUGGGAUUCCUGAAACUCUCUCGUCCCUGCUGCUACAUCUUCCCCGGUGGUAGAGGGGACUCUGCCUUCUUUGCUGUGAACGGUUUUAAUGUCCUAGUGAAUGGAGGCUCAGACCCCCGUGCCUGCUUCUGGAAACUGGUCCGCCAUCUGGACAGAAUCGACUCUGUCCUUUUAACCCACGUCGGUGUGGACAAUCUCCCCGGGCUGAACAGUCUGCUGCUGAGAAAAGUAGCCGAGCAGGACAGGGACUUAGCAGAAGGUCAGGCUGAAGAGGACUGGAUGGAAAAGAUCAUCUCCCCAGAGAUCGGAGUGGUUUUUCUCAAUGUUCCGGAAAGACUGAAGGCCACCCAAGGAGAUCCCAGUGAGCUCCGCAGCGCCGACCAGGGUGUGCUAAUCUUGGAGCACCUACAAAGACUCUCUAUCAAAGCAGAACCUUUGUGUCGCUCGAAUGGGCCAUCCAUUGAGCCGCUGGUGUUGUUCCACAAGAUGGGAGUUGGCCGUCUGGAGUUGUACCCUUUGAAUCCAGUCAGUGGCAGUAAAGAAUUGGAAGAGUUGUUGCAGACUUUGCCCAAAACUUCCACCUUGAAGAGUUCCGAUCUUCCACUAGCAUGCCUCACUUCCAUUUGUGCUUUGCUGGUCUGGCAUCCUUCCAGCAAUCUGGAGAAGAUCGUCCGAGUCCUUUUCCCAGGAUGCACACCACAGGCCAAAAUCCUGGAUGGACUUGAAAGACUCAAACAUUUGGAUUUCCUCAGUGUUCCUGUGGUGAGUUCAAAGGACCUGAAAACAUCCAAAAUAGAGAAGUUACCAAAGUGCACCGAGAGUCGAGAAAACCCUAAGGCCAGAGACUUGCGAGUCAUCGGUGCUUUCCAGAUGGACAAAAGUGGCCGAGUUCCUGUGAAAAAACAGGAGGUGAAACUGAAGCCAAAGGCAGUGGGAGAAGCUGUGUCCAGAGAAAAAGAGCAGGAGGUGAAACUGAAGUCAGUCAGGCCUUCUGAGAAGCUGAUUCCAAAGAAGGAAGUGAAAAAGAAAGAUGAGAGAGUGACUGCUGCUGUUGAGAAGAAAGAAGAGAAAGAAGGUCUGAGGAAAGACGGUACUAAAACAAAGAAAGACAACAAACCUGAAGCCAAAAAAGACAAGAAAGUUGUGGCAUCAGUUCCAAAAGAUGUGAAGAAAGUGGCUGGAGCUACAAGUUCUGAAGUGAAAAAAUCUCCAGUCAGGACUCCAAAGACGGACACGUUGAACAAAAGGACAAAAGGUAAUGCAGAGCGGGACUACCAGGAUUUCACAGCUGAAGAUGACAACAGGAACAGCAUCAAAAAGACCACGAAACUUCCAAAUUUUGACAGUGUCAGGAAGAACCCCAACGUGACUGAAACAAGUCCAGAGACCUUCGCUUGUAUGGACUCCUCCUCAAGACCAAAGGUUUGUGCGUCCUCGGAAGAUCAUCACACCAAAACACUACCCGGCCUGGAUUUGGACAGCUGCAACCAGGAAGCUCCUUUCAGGACUUCCACUGUGGAAGCUUCCUUUCUCUCUCAGGACAAACAGUCCACUCUUAUAUUGAGAAACAUUCCAGACUCCCUCCCCACUUUGCCUUCUAUUUCCACUGAGGUCCGCUUACUUCAUUGCACUGAAGUUGACCAUUCCCUUUCGGUUUCCUCAGAGCAAAUCCCACCACCGACGACGAAAUUGGCAGGAGAAUUCUGCUCAAACGGACGUUUGACUGACUCUGAUCACAAUCUGCAGCGGAACUUUGGCCCGGGGCUCAAUGGUAGUUGUAUACUUGGAUCGGAGAAAGGUGUUCACUGCACGUCAGAGCUCAGCGCAGACUGUCCUCACGAUGGUGAUCUUGAUGUUCCUCAUGAUGUUGAUCUGUGCUUGGUGUCGCCUUGCGAGUUCCAGCACCAAAAGAUCGAACCGGUAGAGAACCGGCAGCAGUUUGUGGUCUCUGAUCAGUCCUCCCGGGACCAAGGCAGCAGCACAAGCCAGGAAACCCCACACACAUCAGUUGGCGACUCACUCCUCAUGGCCCUGGACUCUGAUGUCCCACCCGCUAUAGAAGAUUUCCCUUCCUUGGCCAUGGACUCUGACGAUGACUCGAGUAGUCCCCUCUAUCCGGGACAUCCCGGCGUGACCCUCUCCCUCAGGCCAGGUCCGCAUUCCUCCCCUGACCCGACAUCAGCCCCGGUCAAGGACUUUCCACCGUUACCACCGCAACCAAAAGCUUGCAUGGCAGACGUCGAUGCCUCAAGCAAGAACCAAAAGACUUCAGUUAGCAAGACAAAAAAAACAGCGGGAACCUUGCAAAGGGGUACUUCUGGAAGCCUAUCUAUCCAGAACAUCAAGUCCAAGGCCAGCAGCACCGCAGCACUUAAAUCGGCCCCCGCCCUUGACACUAAAGUAUCCGCCCGGAUUUCACUGGGUGGAUCGAGAAGUGCAAGUGCCAAACCUUCGGUGUCAGUGACCAAAACCUCGGAGGCCUCUGCUGUCCACGUGGACCUGGCUUACCUGCCGUCCGGGUCCGCCUCGUCCACCGUCAACUCGGACUUGUUCCGACGCCUUCGCUCCUCCUAUUACGUGGUGAGCGGCGAGGAGCGCGUUAAGGUGGCGGCCAUGAGAAGCAUCCUGGACGCUCUGCUGGACGGGAAGAGCAGCUGGCCAGACACUCAGGUCACCCUCAUCCCGACGUUCGAUUCCGUGGCCAUGCACGAGUGGUACCAAGACACCCACGAGCAGCAGAGGCAGCUGUCAAUCACCGUGUUGGGGAGCAACAGCACCGUGGCCAUGCAGGACGAAACCUUCCCCGCCUGCAAGGUGGAGUUCUGAGCCUGGCUCGGCCCAUCCCUGAGUACUUGAUAGUUGUUGUGGUUGAAGGGCACACAUUUGAAACCUGCGGCAACCCUUCGAUCGGCUCAGUCCGUCACUUUCUGUCAAGACCGAGAGCUUCGUGCUAGCAGUCUACAAAAUCCUCAGGGGAUUUCCAGGGCACCGAUGAAGAAGCAGGUUCUGGUCUUAAGUUCGCUAGGUCGCAACUAGAGGGCGUUAAGUAGGGUUGGGGAGGAGGAUUAGGAGCUGGUGGAGGUUCAGGUCGGGACCGUUUAGGUCAUGGGAGUGAACGAAGUUGUUAGCUUGGACUUUAUUGGGAGGGCAAAGAAGCGUCCAAGCUUCUGGGUUUUGGUGUUUGUUUAUUUUGUUUAACCCUAAACCGCGGACGUGAAAAGUGAUUCAUUCAUACUGACUCGUAGAUACUCCAACCCUGAAAGCUUUUGAGGAUCAAGUCCUGGUGAGGUGGACUUGAUUAUGUUAUCAUGAAGUUCCCAUCCACCACAUGGAAAGCUAGAAGCUCAUGGUUAUCACUUUGCAAUAAUAACACACUCGCGUUGAGUGCAAAAACGCCACUUAGCAUAGAAAAAGCGGUGACCGGACCUGCUCAUUGUGCACUUUCACACAAAGAAGAACAUGAACUCAGUUGAAAAAGAAAGACCUGGAUGUCAACCGUUUUGCUCACAAAAAUCAUUGGUAUUUAUUUAUUUAUUUUUCCGCAUUUCGACCGCUGCGGUACGAACCUCACAUUUGAUCCAAACGGGUGACAACUGAAGCAGUCGUUGAAAUAUUGCGCCCCCUGCCGGCCUUCUUUGCCAACCCCCGCACACACACACACGCAGAUAAAUGCAUAUAUUUUACAUUUUGAAUGAUAUCACAUGGUCCUUUUGAGGUUUCAAGUUAAAGCGUUUCAAAUGGUUUGGCAGAGAAUUUCUUCCCAGUUUUUGUUAUAUUUACAAAUGUAUUUUUCGAAAGUAAACUUUACACGCACACGCACACACUGUUAUGGUUUCGAGACACGAAUUUGAAGUUUUCCCCGAACUCGAGGCUGUGGUGUCCUUGAGCAAGACGCUGAUACCCUGAACUGCCCCCGCGCGCUCCGGUGUGGUUCGCUGUGAGAACACAUUUUGUGUGCAUGGUUCGCAUGUUCAUGACAAUAAAG